Molecule: messenger RNA, 509 nt
Organism: Drosophila yakuba
Lineage: Eukaryota; Metazoa; Arthropoda; Insecta; Diptera; Drosophilidae
Exons: 3
Coding region: 75-494 (139 amino acids)
Source: RefSeq, a predicted model, not a curated record
CGUCCUUGGCCUCGUCGUUCAGCACUAAUCGGGUGUUCUUUCCUUUUUUCAGUGCGUCGGUGAGCGGGGCCGCCAUGGUCGCGAAGUCCUUGACGAACCGGCGGUACCAUCCCGCUGUUCCCAGGAAGCUUCGUAACUCCUUCACCGAUUUCGGCUCCGGAAUCUUUUGGAUUGCGGCGAUCCUGUCCCCAUCCAUCCGAAGUGUCCCUCCACCGAUUAUGAACCCGAGGCAUUCCGCUACCAACCGGAGAUACUUUAGAUGGGUCUCGAAGUCUGGAGCGAUGAUUAGCAGGUCGUCCAGGUUCCACUCCUCGAUUACAGACUCUUUACCGGCUUUGCCAUCCAGCCACGGAUUUGUUGCGUCCCACAAUUCUUCCACGUUCGCCUUCGGUUUCGUUGCUGGUAUCUCUCCGAGGAUAGCCGGUGCCAACGCGAAUUUCCUCCAGAAAUCGAUCCCAAGGUAUAACUCUUGCUCCAGGUACGGGCAUACGUAAAAGGUAAGUACCUUC